Symbiodinium sp. CCMP2456 is the source of this 165-nucleotide messenger RNA. The record is from the annotation of a GenBank genome assembly. Lineage: Eukaryota; Dinophyceae; Suessiales; Symbiodiniaceae.
AUGGCCUACACCAAGGAGGAGAUCGCUCUCCUCGAGCAGGCCGACACCGUCUCGGAUGUGACCGAUUCCGAGAAGCAGGAACUGGACGCGGACUGGUCCUCCACCAGCGAUCACUUCAAGCAUCAGGACUUCAAGGCCGCGGUGACCUUCCACGAGUUCACACUG